Messenger RNA from Plasmodium fragile, 909 nucleotides. RefSeq lists its product as uncharacterized. Gene Ontology annotation, molecular function: protein binding; peptidyl-prolyl cis-trans isomerase activity. The transcript has a single exon. Bases 1 to 909 code for a protein of 302 amino acids. The record is from RefSeq and is a predicted model, not a curated record. NCBI's taxonomy places the organism in Eukaryota, Apicomplexa, Aconoidasida, Haemosporida, Plasmodiidae.
AUGGAGCAGGAGAUCCACGAGAAAGUCCACCUGACGGAGGAUGGCGGAGUGAUCAAAACGAUCCUCAGGAAAGGUCAUGAAGGAGAAGAAAAUGUCCCCAAGAAAGGAAACGAAGUGACGGUUCACUAUGUUGGCAAGCUCGAAAGCAACGGGAAAGUGUUCGAUUCAUCGCUCGAACGAAAUGUACCUUUCAAGUUUCACCUAGGACAAGGAGAAGUGAUAAAAGGAUGGGACAUCUGUGUAGCGUCCAUGAAGAAAAAUGAAAAAUGUUCAGUCCGCCUGGAUAGCAAAUAUGGGUACGGAGAAGAAGGUUGUGGAGACAGCAUCCCAGGAAACAGUGUGUUAAUAUUUGAAAUAGAACUUAUUAGCUUUAGGGAGGCUAAAAAAAGUAUAUACGAUUAUACCAAUGAGGAGAAAAUUCAAGCAGCAUUCGAUUUAAAAGAAGAAGGAAAUGAAUUUUUUAAAAAAAAUGAAAUUAACGAAGCUAUUUCCAAGUACAAGGAAGCACUAGACUUUUUUAUUCAUUCAGAAGAUUGGGAUGGAGAUUUAUCUGAAAAAAAAAAAAAUAUUGAAAUUAGUUGCAACCUAAAUUUGUCUACCUGUUACAAUAAGAAUAAAGACUUCCCCAAUGCCAUCGCUCACGCCUCCAAGGUUCUUAAGAUUGAAAAAAAUAAUGUGAAAGCGCUUUACAAAUUGGGUGUUGCUAACAUGCACUUUGGCUUUUUGGAAGUGGCUCGAGAAAACCUUUACAAAGCUGCUUCCCUAAGCCCCAACAACGUAGAAAUACGAAACUCCUAUGAUGCCUGCCUUAACAAAUUGAAGGAGGCCCGCAAAAGGGACAAACUCACCUUCGGGGGCAUGUUCGACAAGGGCAUUCUUUACGAGGAGAAGAAGAGCAGCGCCAAGUGA